Hyaloperonospora brassicae is the source of this 1002-nucleotide messenger RNA. The record is from the annotation of a GenBank genome assembly. NCBI's taxonomy places the organism in Eukaryota, Oomycota, Peronosporomycetes, Peronosporales, Peronosporaceae.
AUGAAUCUCGAGGUGCUUGGUGCGAACGGACUGAACUCGGACGAGUCGUGUGACCCUUUGUGCGUAGUGCGAAUCGAUGGUGUGGAUGUAGUGAAAACGGCAGUGGUCUACAACACGGUGAACCCGGUGUGGCGAGAGAGCAUGCAGCUCGCCCUAGCGGGCGGAGAGGACGGGGUGCAAUUCGUGGUGAAGAACUCGUACGGUGGCACUGUAGCCAAGACAAUCGGCAAAUGCAUUUUGAUUAUGGCGCAGCUGCAAGAUGAUUUCAAGCCGCCUGAGUACUCAUCGGAUCUUGCGCAAUGGGUUCAUACGCAGGUAAAACCCGGAAACACGAAGAAGAACGUAAGCCACGUCAUUGACGAGAAGGAUUAUUCCUUGGUGAUGCUGAACAGGAAAAAGUCGAAGAAGAAGAGCCAUGCAGCGUUUCUGGGAGACGAGGCGCACCAGGACCUCGUAACGGUUGUGUCAUUGAGAGACAUGGUCGUCACUAGCUCGACUGGUAGCGGCAUGCUUGGAUUCGGCAACUUGGGCAGUAGCACGCCCAAUAUUUCGCCGUACAUUUCUGUGCACGUAGGCAAGAAUGCUAAUCGUACGAACACCGCAAAAAUGUCGUUCGUCAAGAAUCAAAAGAAGGAGCAAGUGGACCACGCGUCGUGGGGAGAGAGCUUUACGUUUCCGCUGACAGCUAAGGAGCUCAGUCGUGGCGGUGCGGGCUCGAAGCUGACUUUUUCGCUGAAGGCCAAGAGUAUGAUUGUCGACGCAAGACUCGGGUCGGCAUCUAUGGACAUUGACGCGAGGACUCAUGCGACAGAAGAGAUGGUACUAAAAGACGAGUCCAGCAAGCCGAUAGGAUACCUCACGGUGAAGGUAGAGGUCACUAGCUCAGCUACAUCGUCUCGCUCGCUGUCGUUUCAAUCGAUCGAGUCCGUUGGCGAUAUGGCGUUCUUGCCGUCAGACGCAGUCAAGGCUGGCACCAUCCGCGUAUCGUGCAAGUUCGAGUAA